AUGGAAUCAAUACUACAAGUCGCAAAGUGUGAAAUAUUAGAAAGGCAACACCCUGCAGUAGCAUCAUUUUUGAAAAACAGAGUCAGAGAGGAAUCAUCCAGUGUGCCAUCAAAAGCCAUGUAUGAAAAUACCUGCCAGUAUGUUGCAAAACUUGAAGAGGUCAGCACCUUUUCAACCAAUACCCUACAGAAGUGUGAUACUGAGAUAGCUAAAUGCAGCCCUGCUGGAGUACCCAAAAAAGGUACAGUAGUUUCCACUUUUCAGAAGAGAUGAUAGUGUUUUUAUAGUAGAAAAUAGACCUAUAUUAACACACAAAUUGGAAAUGUUAGCCAUAUAGGUUAAUACAUUUAUGCAUUAAUCUCGAAUCAGGACUUGGGGUGGGGAGAAAAAUUUAAAAUUGGCUUCUGAACUUUAAUAGUUGCUUUAUAUGCACUUUAAUAUGCACUUUAAUAUAGGUUACAAGGAUGAGUUGGAUUUCCUAUCAAAGAGUAUAAGACCUCAACUUAUUGAGAUUGACACUUCCAUCAAAGGAAAGGCACAACAGGCUCGUGAGUGCAUGGAUGCAGCCAGAGAGAAGCAUGGGUAUUCAAUUGUGUACAAAAGUGCAAAGCGGAAAAGAAAAAGUGGAAAAUCAAGUAUGUCCGCACAUGCAAGUCAAGCCAAGGAUGGUGAUUAUAAAACAACUACACUGAUUAAUGAAAUCAGUGAUUCAGAUUCAGAAUCAAUGUCAGAGGAGCAAGAUUAA
This is a messenger RNA of Paramuricea clavata, 745 nucleotides long. NCBI's taxonomy places the organism in Eukaryota, Metazoa, Cnidaria, Anthozoa, Malacalcyonacea, Plexauridae. The record is from the annotation of a GenBank genome assembly.